Molecule: messenger RNA, 420 nt
Organism: Enterobius vermicularis (human pinworm)
Lineage: Eukaryota; Metazoa; Nematoda; Chromadorea; Rhabditida; Oxyuridae
Source: the annotation of a GenBank genome assembly
AUGGUAAAGAAUACACUGUCAUCAAAUGACGAUGAGGAUUUCCGUCAAGCUGAUUUCAAGCUAAGAGAUGAUUCACAACCAAAGUCAAUGUACACUGAAGGCUACGGACAUGCCCAAAAUGUGUCUGCCGUUUGUUUCCAUCCAGAUUUACAAGUUAUUAUCAUUGGUUUGGAAGAUUCUACAGUCCGCAUUUGGCAUGCUAGCACUUACAACUCGGAAAAAUGUAGCGUAUUCAAGCAAUGCGAGGUUUCAACACUGUUACGCUGGGAUAUGACAAAGGUUCGAUUACAGCUAAACUUGAAAGAGGAAGAACCAGCUGUAAGCAUGGACAGUGCCGCAAACGAGCAUGUGAAGUUUUAUAAGAGACAUAAGAAGGAGCAGUGCCGUGAACAUGAAUGGAUAACUUGUAAUUAUUAUUGA